UUUUAUUAUUACUUUGUAGCCUUGUGAUGUUAUCGGACGGUGGUUUUAGUACGCAAAAUAGUUUGUUACUAAUUAAAUAAACAUAAUUUAUUUUUAAACCACUACGGAAGGUUGCCCGUGUGCGAGAUGUUCCCGCCGACGCGCAUUCGGAGCUGCCUUCCAGUCAUAAACCCUAUGUUCAAACGAUUGAAGCCGCACAGACCGUUCAGGCAAACAUCGAAUAUCCACAACCAGACAAAGACCAUUAAUAACACGGCCCAGCUCCAGAAGUCUAAAUGGACAAAUUUUCGAGCUAUAUUCACACGAUGGGUGCCUCUCGGGAGCGUUAUUUACGUGGGAUGGUGCUAUAUACGCGCAAGCAUCGACUACGAAGUGUCGAAGGUGGAAAUAAAAUUUUAUGAAAUGUUUCCUUUUCGUGUGACUAGUCGACUUUGGGGCCGUUUGGCAGCCUGUGAACUUCCAGUGUCGCUGCGGAGCUUUGUAUAUGGUACGUAUGCCCGUAUGUUCAAUGUAAAUUUAAAUGAAGCGGCAGUGCCUGAUCUGACUUAUUAUAAGAGUUUAUCUGCCUUCUUUACACGACCGCUGCGAGACGGAGCACGAUUCAUAUCCCCCGCGCCUUGCGUGUCUCCCUGUGACGGGGUAGUAUUAAACUGUGGCCCAGCAAAGACGGAUAGAAUAGAGCAAGUCAAAGGUGUGACAUACAGUCUCGAAGAGUUUCUAGGCGAAAAUAAAUGGUCCGCAAACAAAAGCAACAGCUAUUAUGAGUCAUUGUUAAAAGAUAAAAAGAACAUACUCCACCAAUGCAUCAUAUAUCUCGCGCCUGGUGAUUAUCACAGAUUCCACGCCCCCUGCGAUUGGACUUCGAGUUUCCGACGACAUUUUUCCGGUAAACUGUUAUCUGUCAACCCUUGGAUGGCUAGAUUGAUACCAGGUCUCUUCACGAUGAAUGAAAGGGCGGUAUACGUCGGUGAGUGGAAGCAUGGCUUCUUCAGCAUGACGGCGGUCGGAGCAACAAACGUUGGAUCCAUCGAAAUAUACAAAGAUCCAGAUUUAAGAACCAACACUAAGGGUAAACGGAACAGAGUUGACGAAGCGGUGAUGGAAAAGAUGUCUUUCAAAAAGGGGGAAUUGUUCGGACAGUUCAACAUGGGUAGUACGGUGAUACUGCUCUUUGAAGCGCCUGCGGAUUUUAGAUUUGACCUCAAAAGUGGUGAUAAGGUUCUCAUGGGUCAAGCGUUGACAGUAGUGACAAAGGAACAGUCUAGAUGACCAGUUUAUAAUGACAUGUUAUACUUUGCCCAAGUGGCCCUUAUGAUUUGCAUCAUAUCCCUGUUGCUAUAAGCAGCUUUCGUUCAGUGGUAUGUUAAAAAAACAGAUUUUGCGUCAAAUUUAUACAUAUAUUGUAUGGAGCUUGUAAUAAUAUCCUGUGUUGUACAUGAUUUACAAAGGCCCUGAUUAAGUAAGCUUAUGUUUUAUAAGUGUUUUUAUAUGCUUCAUAUUGAAAGAGCUGGAAGUCUUAUAGUAGUAUUAAAGAUGAAUGUGA
Molecule: messenger RNA, 1543 nt
Organism: Zerene cesonia (dogface butterfly)
Lineage: Eukaryota; Metazoa; Arthropoda; Insecta; Lepidoptera; Pieridae
Gene: Pisd
Product: phosphatidylserine decarboxylase proenzyme, mitochondrial
Exons: 1
Coding region: 127-1269 (380 amino acids)
Biological process (GO): phosphatidylethanolamine biosynthetic process
Cellular component (GO): mitochondrion
Molecular function (GO): phosphatidylserine decarboxylase activity
Source: RefSeq, a predicted model, not a curated record